Dichomitus squalens LYAD-421 SS1 is the source of this 855-nucleotide messenger RNA. RefSeq lists its product as uncharacterized. The transcript has 3 exons. Lineage: Eukaryota; Fungi; Basidiomycota; Agaricomycetes; Polyporales; Polyporaceae. The record is from RefSeq and is a predicted model, not a curated record. Bases 1 to 855 code for a protein of 284 amino acids.
AUGGCGCAGCGGACGGCAGAGCGGCACGCCGCGCGUCUCAAGGCGAUCCAGGACGCGCAGGAGGAGGCUGCAAGCGCUGCCGCCGCCGCCGCCGAGUCCGCUAAUGCUGCAUCAACGUCGGCCGCUCCACCACCGGCCGCGCCGGAGGUUGAGAUGACGGAGUCACAGGAGGACGAAUACCACUUCCCGUCCGAGGACGACGCGCUGUACGCGGCCGUCGACCUCGGCGCUCUCGACGAGGGCAUCGGGCGGCCCAUCGACUUCGAGGACGGCGAGGGCGCAGGUGCUGCGAUGGAGCAGGAGAGCCAGGCCUCGAGCGUGGACGUGCCCCUGCGGCAGGACGCGCCUGCGCGGCUGAAUCGGCGCGCGACGGAGGGUGCGAAUGCGCCUCACGGGGCGCCCUCACGCGCUCCUCAACCUGGACCCGCGCAAUUGCAACCCUCACCUGUAACUCUUGCAAACCAGGACGCCGGGUUUUUGCGACAAGCGAACCCCUCUAGUUCGUCGGCCUCAACCUCCAGUGGCAGUGGCAGUAGGGAACGGCCCAGGACGCCGUCUAUGGCGGGCGGUUUCAACUUCCCCGCCGGGCAGCAAUCCAGUCGCGGGCAGCCUCCGCCCCGCUCGACUUCACAUACGGGCGUGAGUGCGAGUACUGGGUCUGGCACGUCAAGCAGCCUCAAGCGGACGGCUGAAAUCAUGCAGGGAAUUCAAUCGGCGCGACGUGCCCAGCAGGGAAUGGGUCUGCAGAACCCGGCAGGGGGGAGUGGAGCGCAGCCGCCUGGAGGCAGACGAGAGCCGUUCGCCGCGCUCGAGGUCGGGGAGGGUGGGGACGUCAAGCGCGUGCGACGCCAGUGA